AAUCAUUUUUAAUAUUUUAAAAAAUGUCGCGUAAAAUAGCUCGUGAUUUAUCCACCAUUGAUCUUUCGAGUGAUAUAGAAUUGAAAAAUGAUCUGACAUUCUCUCUGAUGGGCUUAUCGCAGCCUGUUUUGAAAGGUCUACUGACUUGCGGAUUUCACAAACCCUCUCCUAUCCAAUUUAAAUCCAUCCCCUUGGGACGAUGUGGAUUUGAUUUAAUUUUAAAAGCCAAGUCAGGAACUGGUAAGACUGCAGUUUUUGGCGUGAUUGCUUUGGAAAUGAUUGAUACUAGCAUAAAUCAAGUUCAAGUUAUAGUAAUAGCUCCUACUAGAGAAAUAGCCAUUCAAAAUCAAGAAGUUAUUUCAGCAAUUGGCUGUGAAAUAAAAGGUUUAAAAGUUUGUAAAUUUAUUGGUGGUAGACCAAUUAAAAAUGAUAAGAAAAUUAUUGGCAAUUGUCAUAUUGCAAUUGGAGCUCCCGGAAGGAUAAGGCAUUUGAUUGAAACAAACAUUCUUCAAUCGAACGCAAUUCGUCUUAUUGUUCUUGAUGAAGCUGACAAGUUGCUAGAAGACAGCUUUCAAAAAGAUAUCAACUUUGUAUUUUCAAAACUUCCUGAAAAUAAACAAGUUAUAGCAGCUAGUGCUACUUAUGCUGAUGGUUUAGAAAAUUUUUUAAAGACUUAUAUGCAAUCGCCUAAGUUGUGUUGUCCAGAUGAUGAAGGAUCCAUACCAUUAGGUUUAAAACAAUUUGUUUGCAUAUUGCCAAGUCAUCCACUUGAACAGAGACAACGUCAAAUUAAGAUUGAAAAAUUAGUAAAAAUUUUGGAAAAAAAUUUUUUCAAACAGUGCCUUGUUUUUUCUAAUUAUCAAAUUGUAGCUCAAUCAGUUUCUAACAUGUUGAAAAACACAGGCUUAGGUAAGACUAUUGAUUCUAUUAAUGGGAGUCAAACGAUGGAAAAAAGAAUUGAUUCUAUCAAGAAAUUAAAAAGCACUGAAAAUAAAAUUAUAGUCACAACUGAUGUAUUAGCUAGAGGAAUAGAUGCCCAAAAUGUUGAUUUGGUUAUAAAUUUAGAUAUUCCUAGAGAUUUUAAUGGUAAAAGUGAUCCUAGUGCAACUUAUAUACACAGAAUUGGCAGAGCCGGGCGUUAUGGGCGUCGUGGAUUAGCUAUUAAUUUAAUUGCUGAAAAAGAGUUGAAUGAUUUUCAAAAUUUGCUGUCAUCUGUUGGUGGUCCAGAUUAUUCAAUAUUUAAAUUACCUGAAAAUUGUUCAGAAAAUCUUUGGAAUGAUGCAGAUGAUGUGUAUGAAAGAAUACAUGCUGUUAAAAAAAUAGAUCAAGAAAACAACAAAACAAAAGAAAAAAAAGAUACUUCAUUUGAAAUUAUUAAAAAAAAUAAGCCUAAGAAUGAUACAAUUACGGACAAAGGAGUUGAUAGUUUGAAAAAUUCAAAUAAUUCAAGUGAUGGGUCAAAAGAAAAAUACAAAUCUUUUCAAAAUUCCUCUCGUUGGAAAGAAUACUGUCAUACAGAUAAUUUGCAAGAGUUAAAAAUUUCUCAGAGUGAUGAUCCAUCUUUAACUGAAAGAUUAAACGAGGGUGUUAAUUUUGGAUUUAAUUUUCAUAAAGUUCCAAAAGGUAAAUUAUCAAAAACUGAAACAGAUGAUUUAACAUCUUUUUUCAACAUUAAGUACAAAAGAAAAAGUACCCAUAAUAGCUCUAAUGAUAGUUUAGCAUUUGAAAUAAUACAUGAAAGGGAAACUUUGAAUGUUGAAGAAAUAGAUAUACAAAAAAGUAUUGCUGAAUUGAAAAAUCACUGUGAUAAUUUCAUAUUUGAAACACAAGAUUUCCAAUUUCUAUUAAAAUUAAAAAAUAAUUUAGGAAAAAAUUCAUUUUCAUCUUCAGAAGACCCUGCUGAAGACUCAAAUAUUUAUAAAGCAGCUUGUUGGAAGAACAAACUCAAACAUGAAUUAAACUUGUUAAGAAAACUUUUUUUAAAAACCAAACAAGAUAAUGGCAUACAUACUCUAAACUUUUAUGAAGCUCUACAUCAUUUUUACUAUAUGCAACAAAAAGCACUUAUGUGCAUAUAUCCUGAAAUCAGAAAUGAAGAAGAAAUUAAAGAUACAUACCUUUAUUCAGAAGACAAUGCCAAUAUCAAUCUAUUAAAUAUGUAUGGAGAAAUUGAAAACUUUAAAAGUUUAUAUCGUAAUUCAGAUUUUAAAGAAUUUUCUUCUUACUUUCCAUAUCCUAUGAAAAUUGGAGAAUCAUUACCCAAUCUCAUGAUGAGUGAGAAUGAUAUUAAAAAAUAUAAAUUAUGUGUUGAAUUUUUAAAAAACAACUCAGAAUUUUUCUCAGAAUGGUUCAAGAUAAGAACAUUAUUGAAUGGUGUUAAUAAUGAAAAAAUCAAACAAAUGAUUGAAAAAAGUAUUAUUUCAGAACCAAAUAUAAGCUAUGUUAAGUUAUGUUCCAUCUUUCAUAAUAAUACUGUUGAAGAUAAUAAUGUAGUAGACAGUAGUGAUUUUUCUGAAAGCGAAGAAUUGAAUUCUGAUACGUCAACAACAUCUGAAAAAAAUAAUAAUGGAAGUGACAUUUCUGAUGUACAGAUCUUAGGUGAAGAAUUAAAGAUUGUCUCAUUGAGCACAGACAAUAUUUCAUCUGGAAAAAGUGUGAGUUGUAUCCAAAAAUUAUCUAAAGAAAGUGAUGAAAGUGAUGGAAGUGAUGGAAGUGAUGGAAGUGAUGAAAACUGCUUCAAUGAAAAUGUAAAUACUCCAGUUGAAAAUGUUGUUAAUGAAGAAUUGAAUCAUAAUGCUUACACCUCAAUGCUUCAAGAUAAUGCUUUUAGUUCUAAUGUAUAUAAUAAUUAUGCCCGUGAAAACAGAGAAAAUAGUGAGAUUCCAUACAAUAAUCAGCUGUAUCUGUCAAAUAAUAUUCAUGUCAACCACUCUUGUUAUGGAAACAUUAAUUAUGGUGAAUCGUCAAACAGUGAAGAUCAUGAACUUGAUCUUUUCUUUUCAAAUUUAAGAAUCCAAACUAAUCAAAUUCAUAUGCAAGAAUAUACCUAUCAUAUGUUUAACGAAAUGUGAUAAAUUAAGUAUUUUCAUAAGGUUCAAUAAAGUUUAUUUUUUUAUAAUAAUAUAAA
Messenger RNA from Trichogramma pretiosum, 3127 nucleotides. Its product is annotated as ATP-dependent RNA helicase DeaD-like. The transcript has 5 exons. Gene Ontology annotation, biological process: cytoplasmic translational initiation. The record is from RefSeq and is a predicted model, not a curated record. The coding region runs from base 24 to 3071 and encodes 1015 amino acids. Gene Ontology annotation, molecular function: translation initiation factor activity; ATP binding; RNA helicase activity. Gene Ontology annotation, cellular component: cytoplasmic stress granule. NCBI's taxonomy places the organism in Eukaryota, Metazoa, Arthropoda, Insecta, Hymenoptera, Trichogrammatidae.